Messenger RNA from Acanthosepion pharaonis, 1845 nucleotides. NCBI's taxonomy places the organism in Eukaryota, Metazoa, Mollusca, Cephalopoda, Sepiida, Sepiidae. The record is from the annotation of a GenBank genome assembly.
AUGAAACGCAACGACAUAAAGAAGGGAAACCCCAUCUUCUUCAUAUCAAUCUAUCUAUCUAUCUAUCUAUCUAUCUAUCUAUCUAUCUGUCUGUCUGUCUGUCUGUCUAUCUAUUUAUCUAUGUAUCUAUCUGAUUGUCUAAAUAAGUCUUCAUUUUUGACUAUCUCCAUCUUAUCUAUUUAUCUAUCUUUCUAUCUUUCUGUCUUUUUUCAUCUAUCUAUCUAUCUAUCUAUCUAUCUAUCUAUCUAUCUAUCUAUCUAUCUAUCUAGUUUUGUCAUAUCUAUCUAUCUAUCUAUCUAUCUAUCUAUCUAUCUCUGUUCAUAUCUAUUUAUCUAUCUAUCUCAGUUUUUCAUCUAUCUAUCUAUCUAUCUAUCUAUCUAUCUAUCUAUCUAUCUAAUCGAUCGAUCUAUCUCAGUUUUUUCAUAUCUAUCUAUCUAUCUAUCUAUCUCUCUAUUUCUAUUCAUAUCUAUUUAUCUAUCUAUCUAUCUAUCUAUCGAUCGAUCGAUCGAUCUAUCUAUCGAUCGAUCGAUCUAUCUAUUCCAGUUUUUUCAUCUAUCUAUCUAUCUAUCUAUCUAUCUAUCUAUCUAUCUAUCUAUCUCCGUUCAUAUCUAUCUAUCUAUCUAUCUAUCUAUCUAUCUAUCUAUCUAUCUAUCUAUCUAUCUAUCUAUCGGUUCUGUGUUCUUCUUUGCCUUCAAAUCGACCUCUAUAUCAGCCUCUGUUCGGGUCACUCACAUAUUCUCUCUCUUCCCCCCCUCUCUCUCUCUCUAUCUAUCUAUCUAUCUAUCUAUCUAUCUAUCUAUCUAUCUAUCUAUCUAUCUAUCUAUCUAUCUACAUUGCCUAAAUCUCUUCAUUUUCAUUCAACGACUCUCUCGUACCGACAUAACAAUAUGGACCAGUUUUAAAUUUCUCCUUUUCUUCUCUUCGCCCCCCCCCACCUCUCCACUCCUAGAACCCUGUCUUCUUUUCUCUACGAAUCUCUCUCUCUCUCUCCCUCUCUCUCCGAUUUCUCAGAAAUAUCUAUUCUCUCCCACUCUUUUUCCCUCCCACUCUUAUUCGCUUGCUCGCCCUCUAUUUAUACAUUUCACUACUGUCUUAAUUUAUCUCACCUCUUCCCUAACAUCUUUCCUUCUUUUCUUCUUUCCUUCUUUUCUUCUUUCCUUCUUUUCUUCUUUUCUCCUUUCCUUCUUUCCUUCUUUUCUUCUUUCCUUCUUUUCUUCUUUUCUUCUUUUCUUCUUUUCUCCUUUUCUUCUUUUCUUCUUUUCUUCUUUCCUUCUUUCCUUAACUUUCCUUAUUUUUCUUUCUUUCUUUCUUUCUUUCUUUCUUUCUUUCUUUCUUUCUUUCUUUCUUAUCCAAACAUUUUCAAAACCAGCUAUCUAUCAAUCUAUCUCCCUCUAUCUGGCUCUUCAAUAUCUCUCAAUCCCUCUUGGUUUUAAAUAUCUAUCUAUCUAUCUAUCUAUCUCACUGUGUGUGAACGGAUCAUUCUUUUUUCCCUUGUAUCUACAUUUUUCGAUUAGGAUUUCUUUUGAUUUUUUUUUUUUUUACCACCAUUCUCUUUUACUCUGUGUUAACUUUGUCAAUCUCUCUCUCCCUCUCCCUCCCUCUCUCUCUCUGUUUCUCUCGCACACAAGCGCGCACUCACAGCCGUAUGCGCGUGCGCGCGUGCGUGCGUGCGUGUUAAAUCUCCUUACGUCUCUCUCCGGGAUUCUCUCUUCUUUCUAUCGAUUAGCAAUUGAACUCUCCAAUAUUUCUUUUUCUUUCACUCACUCACUCACUCUCUCUCUCUCUCUCUCUCUCGUCAUCUGGACAGCCUCUCGCUCCUUCUCUCUCGUCCUGACCACCUUUUAA